Messenger RNA from Schistocerca piceifrons (Central American locust), 1245 nucleotides. RefSeq names its product ankyrin repeat domain-containing protein 17-like. Gene Ontology annotation, biological process: proteasome-mediated ubiquitin-dependent protein catabolic process; regulation of proteolysis. The record is from RefSeq and is a predicted model, not a curated record. Gene Ontology annotation, molecular function: ubiquitin protein ligase binding. The transcript has 4 exons. Lineage: Eukaryota; Metazoa; Arthropoda; Insecta; Orthoptera; Acrididae. Bases 130 to 1245 code for a protein of 371 amino acids. Gene Ontology annotation, cellular component: cytoplasm; nucleus.
GUCGCUGGAGAGGCGGCGCUCGGCUGCUGGACGGCGGCCCAGUUCUGACGGCGCAGCCGGGCUUCCAGCAGCUUUCCGUCCGUCUAGUCGUGCCGCUCUGCGACAACACCAGAGGAAGAAUCGUCCGCAAUGGAAGCAGUUAAGGACAUCACAGAGACGGUGGCUGUCAACCUGGGUGCACUCCUGGACGCCGGGGACGACGCCAUGGUGAUACUCGAGGCAGGUGACACUCGGCUGGUGGUGCACAGGGCCGUCCUGGCGGACAGGAGCCCCGUAUUCGCGACCAUGUUCGCCCACGACACCCUCGAGGCCUGCACUGGCGUGGUGAGGAUUGCCGACAUCGGUGGCCCGGUGCUGAGGGAGCUGGUCUCCUACCUGUACACCCUGCGGGCCCCCCAGCUGCCCGGCAUGGCCCCCCAGCUGCUGACUGCAGCGGAUAAGUACGGGGCGUCGGGGCUGAAGGCAGAGUGCGAGCGGCAGGUGGCCGCUCAGCUGACCGUGGAGACCGCGGCGGCCGCAGCCACCCUCGCAGUCCGCCACUCCUGCAGUGACCUCAGGCGAGCAGCCAUCGAAUUUAUUAAGACCUGUCCCUUCGAGGUGAUGGCCACUCAGGGGUGGGCAGAUGCCAUGCGGAAGCAGCCGGAAGACUUGAUCGAAGUGAGCCGGUUGCUGUACGAUCCACCACCACAAACCAGUGCACCAGUCGUUACAGAUCUGAGGACCACCACCACCAGCACCACAACCACAACCAGGACCACCACCAUCACCGCUGCCACCACCACCUCUGCCAGCGCCCCUCACCAGACACCUGCUGCUGCGCGGCCCAUGACUCCUCCACCUGAUGAGGCCACUGUCUCUCAAAUGCGGAGCCUCUCUGCAGAGGAGAGGGGCAGGAGGCUGUUCCGGGCGGCUGAGCGGGGGGCAGUGGGGGAGCUGAGGGCGCUGAUCGCCGCAGGGGCCGAAGUGGGGGCGACGGUGUGGGGGUGGACCGCCCUGCACUGGGCAGCGGGCAGGGGAGACGUCGAGGCGGUGAGGCUUCUGGUGGGGGCGGGGGCGGCGGUGGACGCCAGGACUGACGGUGGGUGGACGCCGCUGCAUGUUGCGGCACUCAAUGGCCGCGCAGAAGUGGCGGCUGCGCUGCUCGACGCGGGGGCCGACAGGGGGGCCACAGUUGGUGAUUGGGGGACAGCGCUGGACCUCGCCAGGCAGUGCAACCACAGGCGGCUGGUGGAGAUGCUGUCAUGA